AUGGGCUCCUCCAUCAACUAUCCAGGUUUUAUGGGCAAGACACAUACCAGUGGUAAAAUAACCCAGAGUUUGCAAAAUGCAGGUUCAAAAGUUACCGAAGGAGAGGUCAUCGGUCAUCAGAACAUCAUGACGGAAAGAGAUGAUUCAAGAAUUUUCAAGAAACAUCUAAUCGAAAAAGGCAGCUCCAAAAAGAUCGCCCCGCUGGUUACUGCGUCGGCAACGUCAAACUUAUCUCUGGCUUUGAAGAAUGGAAACGGUGGAGAUGUGGGCGGUGAAGGCCUGGGUGUGAAAGCCGAUUCUGUUGGUGCAAUCUAUGAGGAUGAGGAGAACGAUUACGAUGAUUAUUCCUCAUGUGAUGAGAAAAAUGAGGAAUCAUUGAAGGACUAUAAGCCCGGCGGAUAUCACCCUGCGUUCAAAAGUGAGAGGUACAAAGAUGGUAGAUAUGUGCUCGUAAGGAAACUGGGUUGGGGCCAUUUCUCGACUGUUUGGCUAGCUCGAGAUCUGCAAAGUUUGAAAAACAAUCACGUUGCCAUGAAAAUUGUUAGAAGCGAUAGAGUUUAUACAGAGGCGGCGCUAGACGAGAUUAAGCUGCUUAAAAGAGUACGAAGCAAUAUCGAGGAUGAUCAUUUAGGCGCCAGAUAUAUCUUGAAAUUGUUGGAUAAUUUCGUUCAUACGGGGCCUAAUGGAGAUCAUAUCGUAAUGGUUUUCGAGGUGUUGGGUGAAAACUUGCUGGCACUUAUCAAAAAAUAUGAGCACCGCGGCAUACCGAUGAUUUAUGUGAAGCAAAUUUCAAAACAGCUGCUUCUUGGUUUGGAUUACAUGCACAGGCAAUGUGGAGUUAUCCACACAGAUAUCAAGCCAGAGAACGUGCUAAUGGAAAUUGGUGAUGUUGAAGGAAUAGUACAUAUGGUGGAACUCAUGGAUAAACAAAAGAAGGAUCUAAAAAGACUGCGCAGAAAUACCUCAAUUGACUGGUCAUCCUCUUCUUCGCCCAAUCAUUCGAGUGGUAUCCAACAAGCAGCGCCAAUAUCUUCGUCAUCUUCGAGCAAUGCUCUCGAGACAACAACACCUUUGCAAAGGGUUCCAAGCAGACGAACAAGACGUCAUUCAAUCAUAACAGGUUCACAACCCUUACCAUCGCCUUUAAGUUCAACUAAUUUUCACGAGAUGAAGGCCCAAUUUUUGGGACAUAGCAAUUCUAGCAGUGUUUCAUCUUCACAGUGGCAUAGUUUUGUCCAUUCAAAGAGCAACGUGGCCAUUCCUCACCAAAAUAUAACAGUAAAUGGGGGUCGCAGCACUCAAAUCAAUGAGGAACAAUUAGCAAAUUCUCUCUCAUCAUUAGACAUAUCUCAGGGCGAAGAACCACUGCUAAAUGCAGCAGACACAUCAUCGAUAGUAACUCCGGACAGCAGUGUCAUACAGAUAAAAAUUGCUGACUUAGGUAACGCCUGCUGGUACGAUGAGCAUUAUACCAGCUCUAUUCAGACCAGGGAGUAUAGAGCGCCAGAGGUCUUGCUAGGGGCCCCCUGGGGAUGUAGUGCUGAUAUUUGGUCUGCGGCUUGUUUGAUUUUUGAGCUGAUUACAGGUGAUCUUUUGUUCGAACCAGACGAGGGCCAUUCUUACACCAAAGACGACGAUCAUAUUGCACAAAUCUUAGAGCUUUUAGGCGAAUUUCCUUCAUAUCUGCAGACGCACGGGAAAUACACGAGAUCCUUCUUCAACUCGAGAGGCCAACUGAGGAACAUUUCCAAAUUGAAACACUGGCCUUUGAAGGCCGUUCUCACCGAAAAAUACAACUUCCCUCCGGCAGAAGCUCAAGAAAUUACCGACUUCCUAUUGCCAAUGUUCAACCUGGAUCCAAGAAAAAGAGCAGAUGCCGGUGGGCUGAUCAAUCACCCCUGGCUCAAAGAUACUUUGGGAAUGAAAAAUAUCGGUCUACCCGAGAGGAAGCUAUACGGAAGCGGUUCAGAUAUUCCUGGCUGGUACCAAGAAGUUACGGGACAUCCUAGGCAUUAA
Messenger RNA from Torulaspora globosa, 2016 nucleotides. It is a transcript of the gene SKY1, whose product is annotated as serine/threonine protein kinase SKY1. Lineage: Eukaryota; Fungi; Ascomycota; Saccharomycetes; Saccharomycetales; Saccharomycetaceae. The coding region runs from base 1 to 2016 and encodes 671 amino acids. Gene Ontology annotation, molecular function: protein kinase activity; ATP binding. Gene Ontology annotation, biological process: protein phosphorylation; regulation of mRNA processing; spliceosomal complex assembly. The record is from RefSeq and is a predicted model, not a curated record. The transcript has a single exon.